Molecule: messenger RNA, 1160 nt
Organism: Rubroshorea leprosula
Lineage: Eukaryota; Viridiplantae; Streptophyta; Magnoliopsida; Malvales; Dipterocarpaceae
Source: the annotation of a GenBank genome assembly
UCAACCAUUUCUUUUGGAAGGAAAACAAGAAGAGAGUUCUAAAGAGAAAGAAGCUCUUGCUCUUCUCAUGAACUCAGAAAUCGUGUUGGGUUUCUAUUGUUGGGGUUGGGAGUUCUUAACUGCACUUCUUCUCUUCUCCUCUCAUCCUUAAUACCCUUCCUUUUCUCCUCCCUUUCCUUCCAUAACUAAUUCCCUUCAGCAUAUAUACGUGCCUCACUCAUCAAGACUUCUUCAGCUUCUUAAAUUUUGCCAAUGGAGUCAAUCACCCGAGACAAGGGUUUAUCUGGAUAUGUUAGAAAAUCAACUCCCCCACCGUUCUUAAUGAAAACUUAUAUGCUCGUGGAGGAUCCGGCCACUGACAAUGUGAUAUCGUGGAACGGGGACGGGACGGGGUUCGUGGUGUGGCAGCCGGCGGAGUUUGCACGUGACCUCCUCCCUACUCUCUUCAAGCACAGCAACUUUUCCAGCUUUGUCCGGCAGCUCAAUACCUAUGGAUUUCGGAAAGUUGCAACUGGCAGGUGGGAGUUCUGCAACGGAAUGUUUCGGAAGGGAGAAAAAGAGCUGCUGUGCAACAUUCGCAGGAGGAGAGCAUGGGCCAACAAGCAACAGAAACCAGUUGCAGGAACAGUACAAGUCACUGCUCAGGAAUCCGAUGAAGAACAAAGAUCUUCGUCAACCUCGUCGUCUUCAGAAUACAACAGCCUCAUGGACGAGAACAAGCGUCUGAAGCAGGAAAAUGGAUUUCUCAGCUCGGAGCUGACAAGGAUGAAAAGGAAAUUUGAAGAGCUGAAGGAGGUGGUAGGGAGGUAUUUGCAAUAUAAAAGGGAAGAGGAAGAUGAGAGGCCGAAGCUGUUUGGAGUUAGGUUGGAAGUUGAAGGAGAGAAGGACAGGGAGAGGAAGAGGAAGAUAGGUGAGAUCAGUGAAAGUGGAAGCUUUUUACUGUCUCAGUGUUGCAAAUAAAAGCAAAAAUACCAUUAAUGUUAAAAUAAUGAUGAUGUUGAUGAAUACGUAGAUUACAAAACAAGUAUUGUGUAGUCGGAAACUACUAGAUAGGAGACGAGCCCCUCAAUAUAGGAGGCUGUCUUCCUAUUAAAUGAUUCUUAUUUUACAGUUUGGAUUGCAAAAUAGAUAACUCCAUAAAUUAAAAUGAAACGUUUAAG